GUCACACCUAAACUAUGGUUCAGUUAAGAGUUCUAUACAAUUCUGUCCUACUUCUCACAACAGUCGUAUCUUGUAGGAAACAAUGCGGUAAAAUAGAAAAAAGAUUACAUCGAAUCUACGGCGGAAGAAACGUUCAAGUGUUCUACCCUUGGUUUAUGGCGUUCGUGGCAAUUCCUGUAAAUAGAUUACAGCCAACUAUAACCAGUGUAUCUUGUGGAGGAUCUCUAAUAACUCGACGAGAUGUCCUGACAGCUGCUCAUUGUUUAGACUUCCCUUGUACCAAGGAUAAAUUUGUUGUAUUCAGUGGUUUAGAAAAUCUUUGUCAACCAUCAUCAAGUAGGAUUUAUCACAGAAUUCUAAGGACAGUCAUUCACCAAAAGUACAAUAGAAGAACUGGUGGAUUCGAUAUAGCAAUUGCAACAUUGAUAGACAAUGUUAAUAAGGUUCCAAUUUGUCUACCUUCGCCAAAAGGGAAAGUGCCGAAAAGAGCAGAGGUGAUUGGAUUUGGAUAUAUAAACGAUUUUUACGAAGUAGCCUGCAAACUUCAAACUAUUUAUUUAAAAAUUCACCAUCAGCAGGUUUGUAAAAGAAUUUUGACAGAUUAUGGGUAUCCUGUCCUAGAAAACGUGAUCUGUGCUGGGGAUCUAGAUGGUGGGUUGGAUUCAUGUCAGGGUGAUAGUGGUGGACCUCUUCAGGCAUCUAAAAAUGACAUAUACACUAUUUAUGGUAUUGUUUCGUUCGGAUUUGGAUGCGCAUUGCCUGACACAUUAGGGUUUUAUGUAGAUGUUUCCAAGUUUAUAAGUUGGAUUGAAAAGUUUGCCUAUGAUAGAGUCGUGUAUCCGGGAUAGGAAAGUAUAAAUGCAUGUGAAAUCAUGGAAAGAUAUAAUAUAAAAAAAUAUAUAAAUGUAGUUCA
Molecule: messenger RNA, 913 nt
Organism: Hermetia illucens (black soldier fly)
Lineage: Eukaryota; Metazoa; Arthropoda; Insecta; Diptera; Stratiomyidae
Product: plasma kallikrein-like
Exons: 6
Coding region: 15-848 (277 amino acids)
Biological process (GO): proteolysis
Molecular function (GO): serine-type endopeptidase activity
Source: RefSeq, a predicted model, not a curated record